This is a messenger RNA of Racocetra persica, 1671 nucleotides long. Lineage: Eukaryota; Fungi; Glomeromycota; Glomeromycetes; Diversisporales; Gigasporaceae. The record is from the annotation of a GenBank genome assembly.
AUGACGACUAAACAAAAGAAAGGUCCAACGCAGGCAGAAUUGAUGUUAAAAGCGUGUUCUGAAAUAGUAAAUGAAUUAAUAACAGCUCACGAACAAAACAAAGAUGUUAAUCUGAAUGGAUUGAAAACAAAAUAUUCGAGACUUAAUAAAUUAUCAAAUCAGCCUAAAUUGGUUGACAUUAUUGCAGCUAUACCUGAACAAUAUAAAAAUGCUUUGAUGGGAAAGUUAAAAGCUAAGCCUAUUAGGACUGCUAGUGGUAUUGCUGUGGUAGCUGUUAUGUGUAAACCACAUCGAUGUCCUCAUAUUGCAGUUACAGGAAAUGUUUGUGUAUAUUGUCCAGGUGGUCCAGAUUCAGAUUUUGAAUAUUCAACACAAUCAUAUACUGGUUAUGAACCAACAAGUAUGAGAGCUAUUAGAGCAAGAUAUGACCCUCUAGAACAAGCCAGAGGCCGUGUUGAUCAAUUGAAAAGCUUGGGUCACAGUGUUGAUAAAGUUGAAUAUAUUAUUAUGGGUGGUACAUUUAUGUCACUGCCUGAAGAUUAUAGAAAUUGGUUUAUUGCCAAUUUACAUAAUGCUUUAUCUGGUCAUACAACUAAUGAUGUUGAUGAAGCUGUAAGAUAUUCGGAACAAAGUAUGACAAAAUGUAUUGGAAUUACUAUUGAAACACGUCCUGAUUACUGUUUAAAACCACAUUUGAGUCAAAUGUUGCAGUAUGGAUGUACUCGCUUAGAAAUAGGCGUGCAAAGUGUAUACGAAGAUGUAGCAAGAGAUACAAAUCGUGGUCAUACGGUUAAAGCCGUAACUGAAACUUUUCAAUUAGCAAAAGAUACAGGAUUUAAGGUUGUCUCUCAUAUGAUGCCGGAUUUGCCUAAUGUUGGUAUGGAAAGAGAUUUAGAUCAGUUUAAGGAAUAUUUUGAAAACCCUGCUUUUCGAACCGAUGGACUGAAAAUUUAUCCAACUUUGGUUAUUCGUGGAACUGGACUUUACGAAUUAUGGAGAACAGGUCGUUAUAAAAAUUAUACGCCUAACGCGUUGGUUGAUCUGAUUGCAAGAAUUCUAGCUCUUGUUCCUCCUUGGACUAGAAUUUACAGAGUACAAAGAGAUAUUCCAAUGCCCCUAGUUACAUCAGGAGUCGAGCAUGGUAAUUUACGUGAGUUGGCGUUAAAUAGAAUGAAAGAUUUAGGUAUCGAAUGUAGAGAUGUCAGAACCCGAGAAGUUGGAAUUCAAGAUAUUCAUAAUAAAGUUAAACCUGAAGAGGUUGAAUUGAUAAGACGCGAUUACGUAGCAAACGGUGGUUGGGAAACAUUUUUAUCUUACGAAGAUCCAAAACAAGAUAUUCUAAUAGGUUUAUUACGACUUCGAAAAUGUACCACUAAUUCUCCACAUAGUGCGUUUCGACCCGAACUUAUUGAACAUCCAACUUCAAUCAUAAGAGAAUUGCAUGUUUAUGGAAGCGUAGUACCAAUGCAUAAUAGAGAUCCUAUGAAGUUUCAGCAUCAAGGGUAUGGAACUUUGCUGAUGGAAGAGGCGGAACGAAUUGCUUUGGAAGAACAUGGAAGUGUAAAAAUUGCUGUUAUUAGUGGUGUUGGAGUUAGAGGGUAUUAUGAGAAAUUGGGAUAUCGAUUAGAAGGUGAGUGGAACGGUAUUGAUCUGGAGAAAUGGCUAAAUUGA